Molecule: messenger RNA, 894 nt
Organism: Danaus chrysippus (African queen)
Lineage: Eukaryota; Metazoa; Arthropoda; Insecta; Lepidoptera; Nymphalidae
Source: the annotation of a GenBank genome assembly
AUGGAGGACUGCGACCUCAACCAGUACAGAGACAUGAUCAUCGAAGGAGACCUGCCGCUGGACCUCCGGCCGCCGCCGAGGCUCUACAUACCGCACUACCUGCGAGACGACCGCGAGGAGUAUCAACAGGACGAUACAUACGUAUCAGUGGACGAAGAUACACCCGAACUACCGCCGCCGUCGAGCGACUCAGACAGAUACGACGCCUCGAGUCCCAGCGAGUCCAAGCCGAGCUCCCCGAAGAAAUCCAAACAGAAGUCUUCGUCGCAACUCAUCAAACCGCCGUACUCAUACAUCGCCCUGAUCACAAUGGCCAUCCUCCAGUCGCCGCACAAGAAGUUAACGCUAAGCGGGAUCUGUGAGUUCAUUAUGACCAGAUUUCCAUAUUACCGUGAAAAGUUUCCAGCGUGGCAGAAUUCCAUCCGUCACAACCUCAGCCUUAACGACUGCUUCAUCAAAAUUCCCCGCGAGCCAGGUAAUCCGGGGAAAGGGAAUUAUUGGACGCUUGACCCUUUAGCGGAGGAUAUGUUUGAUAAUGGCAGUUUCCUCCGCCGUCGGAAGCGAUACAAGCGCCCGGCGCCGUCCCUCCAACACGCUCAUGCAGUGGUCGCUAUGCUGGCCCGGGAGGCCUACGCUCCUCUGCUGCCUCUACCGUGUUAUUUGCCGCCGUCGCCUCUCUUAUCGUUGCCGCGUCCACCGCCGGCGGCGUUGCGUCCCGUUCCUUUGCCGCCUCGAGUCCCGGAGACAACAGAUACAAGAGGGAAGCGAUCAAGAAACGGUUUUUCUAUAGAAUCUAUCAUCGGUUCUCAGGAGAACCACGUCAGCGAGCCGCGACGUAGCGCUUUCUCGCCGCUUCAUCUCGGUAACGGCCCGCCCGACGACUGGGCCAGAUGA